This is a messenger RNA of Linum tenue, 2877 nucleotides long. Lineage: Eukaryota; Viridiplantae; Streptophyta; Magnoliopsida; Malpighiales; Linaceae. The record is from the annotation of a GenBank genome assembly.
CCUAUCGCAAAGACAACAAACCCUCCUCCGUCCUUCCCCUACGCCCAAGGAACCGGACGAGUCUUCCCCACCGGAAUCCAUAACCUAGCAACCUCCGACGUCCGACCCUCUGCCGCCGCCUGUCGCACCCGAUCACCGCCACCGCCUUUCUUAACCACCCACCGCCACCGAGUCUUCCCCUCUGAUUCGCGUCUAUCUCAAUCAGCCACCGCCACUGCCACCCCGCGAACACCAAACCCCAAGUUCUCUAGAGACAUGGAAGAUGUCAUUACAGAAAUCCCACCGCCUUCAAGAUUCUUCCAGGAAGAUCUCAAUAACUUUGCACCUCCUUCACAGCCUCUUCCUUCUCCUUUUCUCUUGUUCUCUGACCCUAAAACUGAACCACUCCGCCCAUCUCUUUUGAUCAUUGCAAUAUCGCCUCCAUCUUUGUAUCUCUUCGAUAAUCUGUGCACCAAGACUCUGAUUGGAAGCCUCAUACUACCAGAGAUCCCUUUCUCAGGAAACUCUAUCGAACCAACUCCUGCCGACAAGUGCUGCAAUAUCUACGAGCUCAACGGUGCUGCAAAUUUGACUCUGCUUGUGUCCCUCAAGUGUCCUGUGAGUGCUGAGAGGUCCAACAUAGUUGCAAAACUGCUUGUUGGUAAGCAAAUCAUCCCCGAGAAGGUUCUGGUUUUGGGUUCAGUUCAGAGCCAGAAUUUCCGUGGGAAGCUAUCACCAGAUGAGACUUAUGCAUUCAAGCUGGAGACAUUAGCAGAGAGAGGAAAAGGAUCAGAUAGUGGAGCUUCAUCUUUACUGGAGGGACUAGACUACUUUCCAUCUGGUAGCAUGGUUGAUGGCUUGGCAGCUGCACUAUUGAGUCAAUGCCAGAUGAGGAACAUCAGAGGAACUCUGUGUGUUUCAUGGCCCGACCAUGGCAGUUCAGUUGUAGCUCAGGUUAGGUCACUAUUGCAGAAGAAUGUAUUGCAUGGAUUUGACCUGAGUUCAUCAGCCGGAGUCGAAGAUAAGCAUUUGAGGAUAACCCCGAUCAAAGAUUAUCCUUUUGAUUCCGAGCUCUACACUUGAUGCUCUAGGUUCUUUUUUAGUUUGGAAACUAUUAAGUUUCAGUUUCGUUCUCUCUUCAAGUUCUAAAGAUUACCCAUCUUCUCUAUAACUUGAAAUUUCAGCUUGUUGAUUCAAAGGAUCCUAGUUCCUUCUGAACAAAUUUCAUAGACUCAUUGCAGUCAUUAUUUACCGUGUUCAGCAAAUGGUGAUUUGGGUUAACAGUAAAGGUUGAUUGCAGAACUUCAUUGAUAGAAGGACUUGGUCUCGUUUUGUGGUAAAUAAAUGCUGGUUGUGACUGAGCGAGUACAUCAAGAAAUCAACCACAACAGAAAGCAAGCAAAUGAUAUAUAGUAGUAAGCCAUCUUAAUGUUGGGAAAUCAUUAACAUUAACUGUCAUAUACAGUGACAACAAAAACUGUGUGGAACUAUGCUUACAAGAGGGAGAAAGCCGAGAUAAAGCAACAAGCCUCCAACUUCUUCAACUGCAGCCAGGGAUGGGAACCAAGGUUUGUGCAAACUCAAAGGCUCUAUAAAUACAAACAUAUGGAAGCUUCAAUCUCUUCCCAUUGUUGUAAUUGCAGGCACUGCCGUUGAUAUAGAGUAAGAAUGAACUUUGGGCGUCGACUCUCCAUAUGGCCUCCGGCAUGCAAGGCGGACCCAUGGUGGAGAUGGUGAAUAAGGUAGACCAUGAUGAUGAUGAUAAUUCUCCUCCUCCUCCAUCAUUGUACAACCAAAGACUAAGCAACGAGUCUUGCUGAAUUUCAUGUUGUACAAGCAUAGCCAAUGAUCCUUUCCAAGCACAGAUGCUCCUCUGGAUAGACCAUGGAAGUGAUGCUUCGGGAGUUGACACCCACUCGAACUUCUCAUCGUGUGGUUUGAAGGAAAGCACCAUACCAGAACUGCUCUCCAUCCAAUGCACUCUCCCGUUGUUGGUUGUGACUGGAGGUUUGUGAAAGUGUGGCUCCCGGUACUCAGUAGCAGUAAAGAUGGCGUGGAAGCUCUCGUCUUGGAUUUCUGUCCAAUGCCUUUCAGCCCAGUUUAGAACCUCUACUUGAGCUCCACCACCAUGGUUGCACGAAACUCUAACCGACUUGUAUUCGCUGGCUGCAGAAUCGUAACCAAAUCCAGCAAUCGUGUGAUUGCGAGGAAGAUUCUUUUCCGGCUGGCUAACGUCAAAGCAGAACUGGUCCGUGGCUGGAUUCCACAGCACCCAGUAUCCUCGUGUGUCGAGGAUGAAACAGACUAAGCCGUUGAAGGAUCCGGCACAUUGAAAACUGGUACUCUUCCCCACGCCAUAACCCUUCUUCUUCAAGAAAGGCAAGGGAAAGGCCGAUACCAACCCAUUAAUUGUUCCUCCUGAUCCUUCUAAUUUGGAGGGUAUAAACGAAACCACAUCCUUCCCCGAUUGAGAAUUGGCAUAGACCAAAAGACCGGUACGAUUGCGGUGAGCAUGGCCGGCGUGGGCGGCAACAAAAUUAGGGGAUUGAAUCAGAUUGGAAUGGUGAUGAGACAGGCACCUGAAGCGUAGCAGAGAUUUCGGCGGCAGUCUAACCAAAAUCUCGGUGACGAUGUGUUCCGGUAAGAAGGGAAAUAAUAAUUCUUCGUCCACGGAAGGCGCAGUCUGUGGCUUCUUCGGCUUGAAGGCGAGCUCGCCGCUACGAUCCUUCGGCCGCUCUCUCUUCAUCGUAUUAGCAGGUUGCUUCGGAUUUCCUCUACCUCCUUUCUUAAAUCUUAUGCCUAUCGAGUCAAUCGAGAAACGAAAGACAAGAGAACCAGACCAGGAGACUUCGGAAAUAUAUAUUCACGGCAAGAUGAAUGAGUUCAUACCAUUAAAUA